AUUACAAAUUUUUAUCAGCUGAAUCAGUGAUAAGCAAGUCAAACGUACACAAAUCUUUAGAAUUUGUUAUCUCAAAGUGAUUAGUCUUAAAGCGGCUUCUGUUAUCAGGUAUUUUCAAGAAAAAUGCUUCCUAAAAAGGUCCCCUUCCGCAUCCGUUCGGAAGCUGGACUACAUUGAGUGGUAGUGCAAAAAGUGAAAAAUUCUAGUAGAGAGAUUCCAACAAAAACCAAAAGAAAAAAACGAACUUGGAACAACGUAGAAAACAUCAACCAGCAGGAACGACGGGGAGUGACCUUGAUCGGAAACGGUUCCGUGGUCUGAGGGAUGAAUGUGGAACUACGCGAUUUCGAAAUAAGUGAUUCCGAGCAAGAACUACUGAUCAGCAAUAACAAUCCGUCGGGCAAUCGACGACAUUCCGGCAGGGUAACAUACGGUGGGCGUUCCUAUCGCAAUCGAAGAAGACAACCAUUCAAGCUGGGGAAUUUUUUGAAAAAUUUGUGUUGCUGCUGGUGCUGGGCCUGGCGAAAAUGGUGCGCUUCCAAAGAACUCAAGCCACGUACGGUCCUCAUCGGGCGCCCGACGACUGAAAAGUUUCCGGCCAAUGAAGUGCGCAACCAGAAGUACAAUCUGUUCACCUUUCUGCCAUUGGUCCUCUUUGAGCAGUUCAGAUUCUUCCUGAAUCUGUACUUCCUGAUCAUGGCUGUCAGUCAAUUUAUUCCGGACAUUCGGAUCGGUUAUCUGUACACUUACUGGGGACCGUUGGGAUUUGUACUGGCGGUAACGAUUUCUCGUGAAGCAAUCGAUGAUCUGCGGCGGCAUAAGCGAGACCGAGAAGUCAAUUCGCAAAAGUACAAGCGCUUUGUGAGUGCUGACAAACCCCCGGAGUUGGUUCCAUCCUCAAAAUUGAAGGUCGGCGAUAUCGUUAUGGUAGAAAAAGAUGAACGAGUACCGGCCGAUUUGAUACUGCUACGAACCAGUGACAAAAGUGGAGCUGUGUUUGUCCGAACGGAUAUGUUGGAUGGUGAAACUGAUUGGAAGCUCCGGUUAGCUGUACCCGCUACGCAAAAAUUGAAUGCUCAUGGUGAUCUUUUUAAUGUGGGUGCCUCACUGUACGUAGAGAAGCCGCAGCGUGACAUCCACACGUUUAUCGGAACUUAUUCAAAGCUUGAAGGAUCCGAAGACGAGGGUCUCAACGUAGAAAAUACGCUAUGGGCUAAUACAGUUGUUGCAUCAGGAACUGCGGUUGGAAUCGUUAUUUACACUGGUCCAGAAACCCGAAGUGUUAUGAAUAAUUCCCAACCAAGAUCUAAAGUAGGACUUCUGGAUCUUGAAAUCAAUGGUCUUACAAAGGUUCUGUUCUGUGCCGUAAUUGGACUCUCGUUUGCUAUGAUGUGUCUGAAGGGAUUCAACGGUCCGUGGUACCGAUAUAUGUUCCGGUUUAUACUCCUGUUCUCCUACAUCAUUCCAAUCAGUUUGAGGGUGAAUCUAGACAUGGGCAAGGCAUUUUAUUCCUGGCAAAUGCAAAACGAUGAAGAAAUUCAAGGCACUGUCGUUCGCUCGACAACCAUCCCGGAAGAACUCGGCAGAAUAUCUUACCUGUUGACAGAUAAGACUGGAACUCUAACCCAGAACGAAAUGGUUUUCAAAAAGAUUCACGUUGGCACGGCUGCUUACGGAAGGGACACCUUCCCAAUGGUGUCAGCUGCUAUCUUCUCAGUUUACAACAGUAUUACGGUUCAGGGCGAUGCUUCGCCGGGAAAAUCAUCUGAAUUUCAACCUCGACUCAGAAAGCCCGAUGGUUGGCGCAUUUGGGAAUCAGUGAAGGCAUUAGCUCUUUGUCACAAUGUAACACCUGUUUAUGACAGCGGUAACGCUGGAAAUGGAAUCAAUUCAGACAGACGAAAUUCACCUUCUAGAUCUAUCUCGGUGGAAGCUCAGGAAUCCUCCAAGUUACCAGAAAAAACUUAUCAGGCUUCUAGUCCAGACGAAAUUGCUCUCGUUAAGUGGACCGAAUCUGUUGGCUUAACGCUGAUCAACCGAGACCUGAACCAUAUUACUCUACAGGUCCGUGAGAAGGAAUCACAGCGCAGUUCAAUGAAUGAAAACGCCUCGAUCAACACGACGGUUACGAAUCUCUCGGUCAACUCGAAGACCGAUCUCAAUUCCCCGUCGAGCUCGGGAAGUGUUACAUCGUUGAAUUCGCUCGCCGGUGGCAUCAUGAAGUACCAAAUACUGCAAACGUUUCCGUUUACCAGCGAAAACAAGCGGAUGGGCAUUAUCGUGAAGGACACGAGUACCGGAGAAAUAACGUUCUACCUAAAGGGCGCGGACGUUGUGAUGUCGGGUAUCGUUCAGUACAAUGAUUGGUUGGCCGAGGAAAGCGGUAAUAUGGCUCGAGAGGGUUUACGUACAUUGGUGGUGGCCAAGAAGGUUCUUACGGAAGAUCAGUACAAUGACUUUGAAACUCGUUAUAACGCAGCCAAGGUGAGCGUUACAGAUCGGGCAACUAAAGUUUCUGCUGUGAUUGAAAGCUUGGAACGUGAGUUAGAACUGCUUUGUUUGACUGGAGUUGAAGAUCGCCUCCAAGAUCGCGUGAGACCCACUUUAGAACUGUUGAGGAAUGCUGGAAUCAAAAUUUGGAUGUUGACUGGAGACAAGCUGGAGACGGCCACGUGUAUCGCCAAAAGUUCACAUUUGGUUGGAAGAAAUCAGAACAUCCAUGUACUGAAAAGCGUUCUCACCCGAACAGACGCCCAUCAAGAACUAAAUCAAUUCAGAAGAAAGCAAGAUUGUGCACUGGUUGUUUCUGGCGAGAGCUUGGAAGUUUGCCUUCAAUACUAUCAGCCAGAGUUUAUGGAAUUGGCCAUUGCAUGCCCGGCUGUAGUGUGCUGCCGUUGUAGUCCGACACAAAAAGCCCAAGUAGUAUCUCUGAUUCAGAAGUAUUCCGACAAGCGUACAUGUGCAGUCGGGGAUGGAGGAAACGAUGUCAGUAUGAUUCAGCAGGCUGAUGCAGGAAUAGGUAUCGAAGGUCGAGAGGGUAAACAGGCAUCCUUGGCUGGUGAUUUUAGUAUACCUCAAUUUUCACACAUUGCCAAGCUGUUGAUCGUGCAUGGUCGUCGAUCGUACAAACGAUCUGCUGCACUAUCUCAGUUUGUGAUCCAUCGAGGUUUGAUUAUUUCAACCAUGCAAGCCGUUUUCUCUGCGGUGUUUUAUCUCUCUUCCGUGGCCUUGUAUCAGGGAUUCCUCAUGGUAGGCUAUGCUACCUUGUAUACAAUGUUUCCUGUGUUCUCGCUAGUUCUGGACCAGGACAUUAGCUCGAACAUAGCCUUGACUUACCCAGAGUUGUAUAAAGAACUAUCCAAAGGAAGAAGCUUGAGUUACAAGACCUUCUUCAUGUGGGUACUGAUCAGUAUCUACCAAGGUGGUGUAAUAAUGUACGGCGCAUUGAUUCUGUUUGAGGAUGAAUUCAUUCAUAUAGUUGCGAUCAGCUUUUCGGCGCUCAUUUUAACUGAAUUGAUUAUGGUAGCGCUGACUAUCAGAACAUGGCAUAAAUUAAUGGUGCUAGCAGAGCUGUUCAGCUUAGUGUUGUAUAUUAUUUCAUUGGCAGUUUUGCACGAAUACUUUGAUUGGGAGUUCAUCUGGUCCUGGGAAUUCCUCUGGAAGGUCCUGGUUAUAACACUGGUAUCCUGCUUGCCGUUGUACAUUCUGAAAUUCUUACGGAAGAAGUUUUCACCUCCAUCCUACUCCAAGCUGACAUAAAGUGCGCAAUUAAUCGACCAUCAAACAACCACCACAUAAUUCUAUAGAGAUGUACACAAAGUUUCGAUUCUCACUAACGAAAAGAAAAGGAAGAAUACAGCUUAGAUUCUAACGAAAUAUUAAUCUGAGUAUUGCAUUCAGGAAAUCGCAUUCAUAAAAAUUUGAGAUUCUUUUUAACUACUACUUUCGAGUCUUGACGUGAUAUAAUGUUUAUAAAAUCAGCCAAAUUCAUCAGUAUUCUUGAAUUGGUUUUCGCAUUUUCUUUCUAUUCAAGAUUUCUGCUGUACUCCUGAGUUCGAACCAACAAUUUGCAAGAGUCUUGUUUAACGUUUUUUGGCUGGAACACGCACUCUUAAUCUUUGAAUAUUCAUCAAUAUUUUCUAACGUGUAUCACACAAGUAUUAGUGGCAAAGUUUUCUGUUUAAACGCACCGCUUUUUACGUUAAAAUUUAAUAGAAACUGGCAUAUGCUGACACAAAUAUUGAUAUAUAAAAAACAGAAAUUUGUCGCGAGUUUUUCACAGGCCAUGCACAUACUUAAAAUUUAUAAUAUUUGAGUAAGGUAUAAGAAACAACGAAUUUUGUUAAUCUUAUUACCUAACUCAUUCAGUUUCAUUUUUAAAACUUUUUAAAAUUGCGUAAUUGUUUCAUUACUUAUGGUUGUUCAUUAACUGUACCAUCAUGAAAUUCUUAUUUGUACAGGGAGACACUUUUGUUGAACAAAAAUGGUAUCAGUUUUAUAAUUUUUGAAAUUUUGAAUUUUGUUUCAAUAUUUGUGGCGGCUUAUGCUAUUUCAUUAACAACUUAUAAAGCUUUUUGAUUCUGAUUAGUUAAAAUUUUUUUUUUCAAACUUUUUUAUUUUUACUUUUUCAAGUGUUUAUCAACCAAACUAGUUUACACGUUAAUGAAACUAAAAUAUUUUAUGUGAUUCAAAUUUUCUACCUAAUGAAUUCAUUCUGACUACAUACUUUCUAAGAUAUUGUCGUUAGCUUUAUUACAGGAGAACAAUAUUAAGGAUCCGUUAUUUGUCAAAGGAGUGACUGAAAUCCGUAAGAAAGAAUAAAACUGCUAGUUAGGGUCAUACAUUUCAUAAGAAGGAAGUAAAAUGAACGGAAAAAAGGUUUUGAAGUGUGUGCCGCCCUAUCAGUGAAAGAUAAAUUAAAUAAAAAACGUGGAGCGCAUAAUGUUUUACUGUAA
This is a messenger RNA of Uranotaenia lowii, 4955 nucleotides long. Its product is annotated as probable phospholipid-transporting ATPase IIA. NCBI's taxonomy places the organism in Eukaryota, Metazoa, Arthropoda, Insecta, Diptera, Culicidae. Gene Ontology annotation, cellular component: plasma membrane; trans-Golgi network; endosome. The record is from RefSeq and is a predicted model, not a curated record. Gene Ontology annotation, biological process: retrograde vesicle-mediated transport, Golgi to endoplasmic reticulum; endocytosis; phospholipid translocation. The transcript has 8 exons. Bases 325 to 3759 code for a protein of 1144 amino acids. Gene Ontology annotation, molecular function: ATPase-coupled intramembrane lipid carrier activity; ATP binding; magnesium ion binding.